CAAUUACAUCAGAUUAGAGGAUUAGAUUGUUCUCAUUGUAGUCUUCGGGUGCAAAAUAGUCAUUUUAAGUCGUGAAAAUUUUUUCAGAGAUGGACGGUGCCGGAAAAGUGAAGAAGGGUGCUGGAGGGAGGAAAGGCGGCGGUCCGAAGAAGAAACCGGUGUCCCGGUCCGUCAAGGCCGGUCUACAGUUCCCGGUCGGGAGGAUUGGCCGGUACUUGAAGAAGGGUCGCUAUGCUCAGCGAGUCGGAACCGGAGCUCCGGUUUACAUGGCCGCUGUGCUUGAAUACCUAGCUGCUGAAGUGUUGGAGUUGGCUGGAAAUGCUGCUCGUGACAACAAGAAGAACAGAAUCAUUCCGAGGCAUGUUCUAUUAGCAGUGAGGAACGACGAAGAGUUGGGAAAAUUGCUAGCUGGAGUGACGAUUGCACAUGGUGGAGUGUUACCCAACAUCAACCCAGUUCUGUUGCCAAAGAAGACUGGCAGUGCUGCAACCAAAGAACCCAAAUCUCCAUCAAAGGCCACAAAAUCUCCCAAGAAAGCUGCUUAGGGAAACUAUUUGGUUGUUUCCUCUAUUCCCUCUGUAUGUAAUUUUGGGUUUAGAACCUGCUUGUUUUGUUGCUUGCUGCCUAGGGAAAUUUGUGAGAAGAAGAAAAAUAGCAGUUGUAAUCGUUUUUAGUGUUUUUUAUAUUAGUGGCAUUAUCGAUUGGAUCAAUGGAUUGAAUCUCGCGUUGAUUAUUGAAAAAUUUCGUCUAGUUUGAGCA
Messenger RNA from Camellia sinensis, 759 nucleotides. Its product is annotated as histone H2A. Gene Ontology annotation, molecular function: DNA binding; protein heterodimerization activity; structural constituent of chromatin. The record is from RefSeq and is a predicted model, not a curated record. Lineage: Eukaryota; Viridiplantae; Streptophyta; Magnoliopsida; Ericales; Theaceae. Gene Ontology annotation, cellular component: nucleosome.